UAUCUUUUGAAAAUAUACUUAUAUAUAUAUACAAUUUCUUAUUUGGUUCAUACGCCACAUGGAAUAAAAUAGUAGUUAAUAUGGCACCAAAAAUAUUUUCAAAUUAUAAACUCACGGUAGAAAUCCCUCUUCUAUUGGUAUAUUUUGCUUUUAUGAUGUAUGCUGGAAUUGUGACCAACUUGAUUUCAUUUAAAACAUGCUAUACUUUGGAAAACUACCCAAAAGAAAAUUGUUCGCGAUUAGGAUGGGAAAAAGAUGACGCAACACAGGAAUUAGAAAAGAAAGUACAGUCUAAAUCUACUUAUGUUCUUACUAUCACAGAAAUGAUUCCCUCAUCUCUGCCAAUUAUAAUUUCUCUGGGAGUAGGCGCUUGGUCAGACAAGCAUGGAAGAAGACCUGCUUUGAUCUUCACGCUUGCUAGUCUUUCUGUUGGAUUUCUUUCAUAUGUGGUUAUCCUAUUAUUUGAUGAGCUUAAUCCAUACUACAUGCUGAUCGGAGCAAUACCAGCUAUGGUGUGUGGAGGCCCACUUGCCUUUUUUAGUAUAGCAAUAUCUGUCAUGAAUGAUGUGGCUACAGAAGAAAAUCGAGGUGUAACGAUGGCAGUGUUUGAGGUUAUAAUGGUAUUUUGUACGUGUUUUGGAACUUUAAGCAGCACCCCUCUAUUAUAUGUUACAAGCUAUGCUGCAGUCGGUGGUUUGUGCGGCGUUCUAAUACUACUAGCUACCAUCUAUACAUACUUUUGGGUACCAGAGUCAUUAAAAAUCGACCAUAAUAAUAAAGCGACAUUGUCAAAUGUAUUCACGUGCAAAAACUUAACAGAAUUAUUCGUAGUUGCUGGUACAAAAAGACCGAACAACAAAAGAUAUAUUUUGUUAACUUGGCUUAGUAUUUUGUUUAUACUAAAUACAGUAAAUACAGGAGACGGCAAUGUAAAAACUAUGUAUCUACGAAAUAUAUUUGGAUGGUCUCAGACCGACAAAAAUGUAUUUACUAGUUGGUCUAGCGUAAUUGGAAUGGGGGGUACAAUUAGUUUGAUGUUCAUACUCUACAAAAAACUACAGAUACAAGAAGCGUCUUUAGUUAUUCUUGGAUUUAUUAGUGCUAUUGGUUCUUCGCUUGUUUAUGCAUUGGCAACAGAAAACUGGCAUAUUUAUACAACUGUCUUCAUUGGAAUAUGCGGAGGAAUCAUUAAUCCUAUGAUAAGAACUUCAAUAGCAAAGAUUUUACCCCGAGAGGAAAUGGGAAAAAUAUUCUCUUUAAUUACUGUAGUUAAUAGUCUUCUGCAGAUGGUGGGUGGACUUGCAUUUAGUCUUAUUUAUACCCAGACCAAGUCAGGAGUGUUUAAUUAUGUAUCUAUUGGAUUGGAUGUGGUAGCUAUUACACUUGUAUUGAGCAUUAUAUUAGUGAGCAGCCGAUCGAAUGAACCAGAAAGUGUUGCCGCUAAAGAGGGCGCUCAUAAAAACCAAACGGAUUUAGAGUCCGGUGAUGAAAAAACUGAUCAGGAGCUGAUAUAAACAUGCUAGUUUAUUAUUAAACAUUAUAUAAGUAUUUAUUUAAAACAAAUUUUUUUAUAUUACCAGUAUAUUUUUUAUAUU
Molecule: messenger RNA, 1595 nt
Organism: Diabrotica balteata
Lineage: Eukaryota; Metazoa; Arthropoda; Insecta; Coleoptera; Chrysomelidae
Source: the annotation of a GenBank genome assembly